Messenger RNA from Otolemur garnettii (small-eared galago), 473 nucleotides. RefSeq names its product high mobility group protein B1-like. The transcript has a single exon. The coding region runs from base 210 to 464 and encodes 84 amino acids. NCBI's taxonomy places the organism in Eukaryota, Metazoa, Chordata, Mammalia, Primates, Galagidae. The record is from RefSeq and is a predicted model, not a curated record.
GAUAUGGUAAAGGUGGACAAGGCCCGUUAUGAAACAGAAAUGAAAACCUAUAUCCCUCCUAAAGGGGAAACAAAAAAAGAAGUUCAAGGAUCCCAAUGCACCCAAGAGGCCUCCUUUGGCCUUUUCUUGUUCUGUUCUGAGUAUCACCCCAAAAUCAAAGGAGACAUCCCGGCCUAUCCAUUGGUGAUGUUGCAAAGAAGCCGGGAGAGAUGUGGAAUAACACUGCUGCAGAUGACAAGGAGCCUUAUGAAAAGAAGGUUGCAAAGCUGAAGGAAAAAUACAAAAAGGAUAUUACUGCAGACCGAGCUAAAGGAAAGCCUGAUGCAGUGAAAAAGGGAGUUGUCAAGGCUGAAAAAAGCAAGAAAAAGAAGGAAGAGGAGGAAGAGGAGGAAGAUGAAGAUGAUGGCGAGGAGGAAGAAGAUAGAGAAGAUGAAGAUGAUGAAGCAGAUGAUGAUGAUGGAUAAGUUGGUUCU